AUGUCUGACCUCUCCGUCCAACUCGAGACGCCGCACGCCGGCAAGUACACCCAGCCAACAGGCCUUUUCAUCAACAAUGAGUUCGUAAAGGCCGUCGACGGCAAGACCUUCGAGGUCAUCAACCCCUCCACCGAGGAGGUCAUCACCUCCGUCCAAGAGGCCACCGAGAAGGAUGUCGACAUCGCAGUCGCCGCCGCCCGCAAGGCAUUCGAGGGCCCAUGGCGGUCAGAGACCCCCGAGAACCGUGGCAAGCUCCUGAACAAGCUCGCCGCUCUCUUCGAGCAGAACCUCGACCUCCUCGCCUCCGUCGAGGCUCUCGAUAACGGCAAGGCCGUCUCCAUGGCCAAGGUCGACAUCAGCAUGUGCGCGGGCUGCUUGCGAUACUACGGCGGCUGGGCCGACAAGAUCGAGGGCAAGGUCGUCGAUACCACCCCAGAUACCUUCAACUACAUCAAGAAGGAGCCAAUCGGUGUUUGCGGUCAGAUCAUCCCAUGGAACUUCCCAUUGUUGAUGUGGGCAUGGAAGAUUGGUCCAGCCAUUGCUGCUGGUAACACUGUCGUUCUCAAGACUGCUGAGCAGACUCCUCUUGGUGGUCUCGUUGCCGCUACCCUCAUCAAGGAAGCCGGCUUCCCACCAGGCGUUGUGAACAUCAUCUCUGGCUUCGGUAAGGUUGCUGGUGCAGCCAUUGCCUCGCAUAUGGACAUCGACAAGGUUGCCUUCACUGGAUCCACCGUCAUUGGCCGAACUAUCCUCAAGGCUGCUGCUGGCUCUAACCUGAAGAAGGUCACCCUCGAACUCGGUGGCAAGAGCCCCAACAUUGUCUUCGACGACGCCGACAUCGACAACGCCAUCUCAUGGGUCAACUUUGGUAUCUUCUUCAACCACGGCCAGUGCUGCUGUGCCGGUUCGCGUAUCUAUGUCCAGGAGGGCAUCUACGACAAGUUCAUCCAGCGAUUCAAGGAGCGAGCACAGAAGAACGUUGUUGGCGACCCAUUCGCCAAGGACACCUUCCAGGGCCCACAGGUCUCGCAACUCCAGUUCGACCGUAUCAUGAGCUACAUCAAGGCAGGCAAAGACGCCGGCGCGACCGUCGAAAUCGGCGGCAACCGCAAGGGCGACAAGGGCUACUUCAUCGAGCCCACCAUCUUCUCCAACGUCACCGAGGACAUGAAGAUCGUGCAAGAAGAAAUCUUCGGCCCCGUCUGCUCCAUCUCCAAGUUCAAGACCAAGGAGGAGGUCAUCAAGACCGGCAACGCCACCACCUACGGCCUCGCCGCCGCCGUGCACACCAAGAAUCUCAACACCGCCAUCGAGGUCUCCAACGCCCUCAAGGCCGGCACCGUCUGGGUCAACACCUACAACUCCCUGCACCACCAGCUGCCGUUCGGCGGUUACAAGGAGUCGGGUAUUGGCCGUGAGCUUGGUGAGGAUGCGUUGGCGAAUUACACGCAGACCAAGACGGUCAGCAUCAGACUUGGUGAUGCUCUGUUUGGUUAA
Zasmidium cellare ATCC 36951 is the source of this 1497-nucleotide messenger RNA. RefSeq lists its product as uncharacterized. The coding region runs from base 1 to 1497 and encodes 498 amino acids. The record is from RefSeq and is a predicted model, not a curated record. NCBI's taxonomy places the organism in Eukaryota, Fungi, Ascomycota, Dothideomycetes, Mycosphaerellales, Mycosphaerellaceae. The transcript has 4 exons. Gene Ontology annotation, molecular function: aldehyde dehydrogenase (NAD+) activity.